Molecule: messenger RNA, 770 nt
Organism: Ceratitis capitata (Mediterranean fruit fly)
Lineage: Eukaryota; Metazoa; Arthropoda; Insecta; Diptera; Tephritidae
Gene: mRpL51
Product: 39S ribosomal protein L51, mitochondrial
Exons: 1
Coding region: 100-645 (181 amino acids)
Biological process (GO): translation
Cellular component (GO): mitochondrial large ribosomal subunit
Molecular function (GO): structural constituent of ribosome
Source: RefSeq, a predicted model, not a curated record
AUCACUGAAUACACCCAUUUUGAGAAAACAGCUGCUUUCCUAUUAGCCCCUAGUGCUUCACAAUUACCUAACUAAAACACAAUUUAAAACAUCGGAACUAUGUCCUGGAUCGCAAAUAAUGUACGCAAAGCUUUCACCAGUCCAAAUAUAAGUCAACAAUUCCUGCAGAAAUGGAGUACAACAGCAGCGGCUAUCAAUAUACCAACCUCUUCAGUUGGCUUGCGCUACCUGUCUUUUGAGGAAAAGCGAGCAAAAGGACCACUUAUACGCCGUUACGGUUAUAAGGACCGACUACAUCAACGAGGUUUACUUCCACAUUUCGAUAACGGUCAAAAAUUACCAAUGCCAGAUUAUCGACCGAGAAAUGUUUGGUCUGAGAAACGUGCACUUUUCGGUCAAAAUGAUUAUAUAGACAUACUUGGCUCGGACCGUGUGCAUCCCACUCGUGUAUUGUAUUCCGUACCAUCAUGGCUGCGUGGUGUUUCGGGCAAUGAGUAUCAAGUGUUACUACGCAAACGAAAAAUGCUUGCUAAAUCAAAAUAUCCCAUUGCAAGACCGACGAAAUGGAAGCAAUUACAAAAACGCAUACUUUAUCUUUACCGAUUCCUUAACCGCAAAACGAAGACUAGCUUCUCGAAACAGUAAAACCAAUCGUUUUUUUUACGCUUGAGAAAUCGUGUGCUGUUAGAUAUAAUAUUUAAAUAUUAUAAACUUUAAUGGAAAGUUUUGUUAAAUAAAUACUUGAAUCAAGUCUUAAAUACAAACGGAAA